UGGAUGGACGACCUGGAUGGACGACCUGGAUGGACUACCUGGAUGGACUACCUGGAUGGACUACCUGGAUGGACGACCUGGAUGGACGACCUGGAUGGACUACCUGGAUGGACGACCUGGAUGGACUACCUGGAUGGACUACCUGGAUGGACUACCUGGACGGACUACCUGGACGGACUACCUGGACGGACUACCUGGAUGGACUACCUGGACGGACUACCUGGAUGGACUACCUGGAUGGACUACCUGUUUUUCAUUGUGUUUCCUAAUGAACACGAGCCACUUGUGUGCUGUAAGAUCUUGUGACUGUUGUGACAGUAGUAACACAGGGGCCCAAACAGUGGCUGGGACACAACAACACAUCACAGCCUCCCAUGGCACACUAGGGCACUCUGACACUGGGACCGACAGACACACUGUGCGACGGGCGCCAUGUCAGUGUUUACCAUAACCCAGAACUACAUGGCUUAACUCAAACAAUAGAGCCUCACACACUGUGGUCUGUCAGGGACAAAGGAGCACAUAUAUAGUAGGCUAUAAACUCUCUAUCACAGAGAGAGAGAGGUGAGAUCUCACAACACAAGGGUCCCCCGGUCUUCACCCAGGAUGAACGAUACAAGAUGGUGAGAGCCAUCAAGUGGGUGGAUGAGAUAGUGGAGGGAGCGCCCUACGUCACCACGCUGGAGACCCUGGACAAGUACACCAGUGACUUCUGUGUGCACGGAGAUGACAUCACACUAACAGUGGAUGGGAAGGACACAUAUGAAGAGGUGAAGAGGUCAGGGAGGUACAGGGAGUGCAAGCGAACCCAGGGAGUUUCUACCACAGACCUGGUCGGUCGCAUGCUACUGAUGACCAAAGCCCACCACAGCAACAUAGGCCAUUCAGACUAUCAACAGCACACAGACAACUUUGGCAAGGGUCCUAAGGGCCACAGUCCGUGGACGGGGGUGUCCCAGUUCCUCCAGACGUCCCAGAAGAUUAUCCAGUUUGCCUCAGGACAGGAGCCUCAGCCUGGGGACACCAUCAUCUAUGUGGCUGGAGCCUUCGACCUCUUCCAUAUUGGCCAUGUGGACUUCCUGGAGGCGGUUUCCAGGCUUUCAGACAAGCCAUAUGUUAUAGUGGGGUUACACUUUGACCAGGAGGUGAAUCGCUACAAAGGGAAGAAUUACCCCAUUAUGAACGUCCAUGAGAGAACACUCAGUGUGCUGGCCUGUCGGUAUGUCUCUGAGGUGGUGAUUGGUGCGCCUUAUGCAGUCACGAGAGAGUUACUAGACCACUUCAAGGUGGACCUUGUGUGUCAUGGGAAGACAGAGGUGCAUCCUGACAAAGACGGGUCGGACCCCUAUGCUGAGCCCAGGAAGAAAGGAAUACUGCACACUGUGGACAGUAUGAACAGCCUCACCACUGAUAGUAUUGUUCAGAGGAUCAUCAAAAACAGGCUGCUGUUCGAGGCCAGGAACCAGAAGAAAGAGGCCAAAGAGAUGGCUCUGAUCCAGGCCAUGAAGAGAAGAGAGGAGGAGAAGGGCAAGGAGAGGGCCCAGGCUGUGCUCUAGGACGACAGGCCCGAAGGAGCACUCCCACCACGAGGAACCAUUGACCACCCUUAGGGUCAAUCUGAGACGGACUAAACCUAAUACAUCUAACCCCCACCACCAAUGCAGCGCAGUCAAUCCACCUCAUCUGGGUUCCAACUCCCAACCAACACCCUCCAGGUCACACAGUCUCCUUACCGACAGCCAGACAGCGAGCCUUUGUUUUCAACAUGCAGUAUUCUUACAAUGGGAGUUCUGUUGUAGGUUCCACAUGGUAACAUGUUAGGUGAGGCUGUUUCUUUGUCUUAAUAUCUUAAUACAGGCUGUAUGCAUUUACAUGUUCUUUAUUUCUUAUGGUUUGACAAACCACCUUAACAGUAUAGACCUCUCACUGUCUCCCUUCCUCACUGAGUUAGAACCAGACAGGGAACCAGAAGGCCCAACAUAGUCACUGAGUUAUAACCAGUCAGAGAACCAGAAGGCCCAACAUAGUCACUGAGUUAUAACCAGUCAGGGAACCAGAAGUCACUGGGUUAUAGCCAGCCAGACAGGGAACCAGAAGUCCCAGCCUAGUCUUGUGGAACCAGACAGGUGUGUCUCUAAAUAAAUCUGUCUGUGCAAGUUAACGCCAGACUAAUAUUUGUUUUCUAAAUAAUUAUCAUAACGUAAGUUAUUUUUCUUGGGAUUGAUUGAGCUUUAUUUAAACAGGAGAAUUAUGAAUGAUUCAUUUCUGUGAGAAAUAGUGUGGUUAGGUUGAAGUCUGUCAGGCGAGGCUUGGGCUUGUUGCUUUGGAGAUCCAUCAAACCACCUCUGCUGCUCCUCGCACAGCGAUUGUUGAACAACCAACACAUUGGAUGCAUCCAAAAUGGCACCGUUUUUCCUAAAUAGUGUUUAACAUGGACCUGAUGGUCAACAGUAAUGCAUUAAAUAGGGAAUAGGGCUUCAUUUCAGAUGCAGCCGUUGUCAUUCUCCAAGGGACUGUUGCUGCUGUCAUCGUGGCAAUAGGCUGAUCCCCUCACAACUUACAGUCCUAUCUUAUCUAUCUCUGUAUAUAUGUACUGUAUGUAUGUAUUAUACAUUAAUAUUAACCAGAAGAACUCUCUGGAAGAUGUUGAAACCACUAGAGGUGUUCAGGGGUGGGUUUGAAAAUGUACCAUCUCUGUGAGAGCCUAUUGGUCGAUUUUACCUUGGGAAAAGCUGAGGUCAUUAAUGAUUCAAGCUUUCUAUCAGAGACUACCCUCAGCUUUCGGACAGUUUUAAUCAGUUUCUAGAAGAGAAACGGAAUUGAAUAUUACACUCUUAGAAAAAAGGGUUCCAAAAGGCUUAUUUGGCUGUGCCCAUAGGAGAACCCUUUUGGGUUCCAAGUAGAACCCUUUUUGGUUCCAUUUUGAAUCCAGGUAGAACCGUUUUGGCAACCCAAAAAGUUUCUACCUGGAACCAAAAAGGGUACUUCAAAGGGUUAUCCUAUGGGGACAGCUGAAGAACCCUUUUCGGUUCUAUAUAGCACCUUUUGUGUAGAUGGGCCAACCUAUGGGACCUCAUGUAGAUAAUAUUACCAGAACGUACUGACUGGAAAGCCUUGGAACUGUUCUAUGUUAUAGAAUGAAUCUAUAAUAUAGAUAGAAUGGUUCUCCACUACAACAAAUGCAAACUAUUAUUCCAGGACCCAUUGUCCAACCUUUGAGCGCAGUUCUUGUUUUAACCACAGCAGGUCCCUCUUCCUCUGUAAAAGACACGACUUAUCCUUGUACAUUCUGGUAGAGCACUGAACUGAGUUUUAACCAGAUGCUUUUAAUGGCAAAUUAUUUUAAACGAUAGGAGAUUAUGAAAUAUGUACGGUGCUGUUAACUUAGAUAAACUAAUGACCUUUUACUGUCAUACGAUCAAAAGUCUUAAUCAAACCUCUGGAGAAGAAAUCACCAUUUCAAAACGUUAAUCGGAUGAAAUACUAUAUUUUUCAUAAAUGUAUAUUUUUCAGUCAGACCACCUCGACAUAAACUCUGGUUGGUUUCAUAUGUUUUAAAAGCAUAUAAAAUAUUGUCUGUCUAUAAAGUUGGAAUGUAUUCAAUGUACUGUAUAGGCUACAGUGAUCUCCUAUGUAUGUUAUUGACAACUCUGAUCUCCUAAAUGACAAACGCUGUGGAAUUUGGUACAGUAUAUUAUCAUUGUCAAUAAUAACAACUCCAUCUAACAAA
Messenger RNA from Oncorhynchus nerka (sockeye salmon), 3730 nucleotides. RefSeq names its product ethanolamine-phosphate cytidylyltransferase-like. The transcript is spliced from 12 exons. Gene Ontology annotation, molecular function: ethanolamine-phosphate cytidylyltransferase activity. NCBI's taxonomy places the organism in Eukaryota, Metazoa, Chordata, Actinopteri, Salmoniformes, Salmonidae. The record is from RefSeq and is a predicted model, not a curated record. Gene Ontology annotation, biological process: phosphatidylethanolamine biosynthetic process. The coding region runs from base 621 to 1556 and encodes 311 amino acids. Gene Ontology annotation, cellular component: cytoplasm.